This is a messenger RNA of Parascedosporium putredinis, 987 nucleotides long. The record is from the annotation of a GenBank genome assembly. NCBI's taxonomy places the organism in Eukaryota, Fungi, Ascomycota, Sordariomycetes, Microascales, Microascaceae.
AUGGCCGGUUAUGACAUCGUCACGCCACCUCCCUACGCCCUAAGUACCCCUGAUCCCGUCCCCCUCCCCACGUGCGAGCGGUCUUAUGUCGUCGCGUCUGGUGAUUCGUGCGAAUCCGUCGCGUUGGCAAACAGCGUCUCUGUCCACGGCAUCGUCUCCCGGAACGCCCUUGCCGCCGACUGUCGGGAUCUGAGGCCGGGAAGAACGAUUUGCCUCCCUGAUACCUGUACAAUUCACCGGGUGUCGAGGACCGAUUCAUGCUCUAGCCUUGGAGAGACGUACGGUGGCAUCACGCCCCCUGGUGGGAAAAUCGAGGCCGGCUCCGGGGACACAAUAGAUGAAGCAGUACCCGCGCCCCUGAUACUCAUCCGGGUUCGGCCAACAAGGUCUGCGGAAGGUGGUACAAGGUGGUUCUCGAAGACACCUGCGCUCUUGUUUCACCGCAUCUCCAUUGCCCAGCUUCGCGUAUGGAAUCCUAGUCUGUCGCACGACUUGUCUUUGUGCAAGCUCGAACCAGACUUAUUUUACUGUGUUUCCAAAGAGGAGUUCGAAGAACCUCCCUUUGAUGAUGGAUCAACAUUUUGCAUCAGGGAAUAUCCCGUCGACAAAAUCCCGGCUGGAACACACCCCCGGUGCAACUGCUUUACUCUUGUUAAUAGCGAUUUGUAUGGUGAAACCUGCGCAGAAAUCGCGGGAUAUACUAAAGUGGGGCUCAGUCGUCUCCUGGAGCUUAAUUCAUGGUUAGCACCGCCUAAAUCGUGUGAGGAGGAGCUUCUGCGAGAUGUGCAAGAUGUGGAGGACAGCAACGGAGAGAUCCACCGCUUGCUAUGCCUUGGCACAAUAGAUGAAUAUCCAGAGCUGCCGCUGCCUGAUUUUAGUAGCUCUCCAUCAUCUACCUUGGCUAUCCCCAGCUCUACUCAACCUCCCCUACCCGGCACCACCACCACGGCUCCGGGACCCCCGUCCCCACUCAGCCGGGAACAGUAG